GCUGGCUACGAUCAGCUGACACGGUUUGACAAAAGUUCUUUAACAAAUCGCUCGGCUCUAGAACUGCCUUACAAAGAAAUGAAAACUCUGCACUCGGAGUGCUUAGCCUAGUGUCAGAGAAGGCUGGGCCGAGCCGUGGGAAGGACGUGUGUGUGUUUUACAGUGAAGGAAUAUCAAGAGUUCGGUAUAAUAUGACAUAGGUCUGAGGUGUUCAACACAACUACACAGGUUGCGUACAGAUGCUGGAAAGGUCUCGUGUGCAUAAUUGAUACGGACGACCGAGCGACCUGCUACUACCUACCACUGUUUGGAAAGUACAUGUACAGAGGACCCGUAUCACAUCGAGGGAUCGGGGAAGUGUAUUGGCCACGAUUGACUGUAAGCCAAUAACAGAUGUAGGGUUGAAGGAGAUAAAAUUCCCAGCACCGUCCACACAUUGAUCUAGCAACGCUAUACAUAGUUGAUUGUUCAGAUAUCAACCCUCUUUAGUACAUGAUAAAAAGUUAUAUUUUUGUCAGAAUUUUUUAAUGUGUAUUUAUGAAAGAGUGAACAUUCCUUAAAACUGGUUCUUUGAGAAGUGAGUGUUCUCAUGUUAAGGUAGACAGCGAUGUCGGUGGAUGUUUUACAACCUAAAUUUUCACCAGGACCAAACUUCAACUAUCCUCAUUUUCCACGUUCACAUAUGAAGGAAAACAGAGGAACACAGGUCGAGACCAGACCACACAGAAAUACAGAGGACUCAAACAGCAAAACAAAUGUCAAUCACUUUGACCCAAACUGUAUUAUAUACGACUCCACGUCGGAUACAACAUAUCUACGGGGACGACUAUUAGGAAAGGGUGGAUUCGCACGGUGCUAUGAAUUGCUGAAUUUAAACACGAAUAAAGUUUAUGCGGGAAAAAUUGUUUCCAAAACGAGAAUAGCAAAACCCCACCAGAAACAGAAGAUUAUUCGAGAGGUUGAUCUACAGAGAAACUUGAAACAUCGAAACGUCGUAGAAUUCCAUAGCUUCUUUGAAGAUGAUGAGUUUGUGUACCUGGUGCUUGAGAAUUGCAGUAGAAAGUCGCUUGUGCACAUGCUCAAACACCGGAAAAUGCUCACAGAAAUCGAAGUUAGGUACUACAUGCGUCAAUUGGUAGAAGGCAUCAAGUACAUCCAUAGUCAUAACAUCAUACACAGGGACCUCAAACUGGGAAACAUGCUCCUCAACGAAAACAUGGAACUCAAGAUAGCAGAUUUUGGACUAGCCACAAAGAUUGGAUACGAAGGAGAAAAGAAAAUGACGGUAUGCGGCACACCAAAUUACAUUGCACCUGAGGUACUCCAGAAAAGAGGUCACAGUUACGAAGCGGAUGUUUGGGCUCUCGGAUGUGUAAUGUACGCCUUAUUGGUAGGACGUCCCCCAUUCGAGACGUCAACAUUAAAGGAAACGUAUGUAAGAAUCACCGGAAAUUCUUACGUAUUGCCCAACACGAUAUCCGGUCCUGCCAAAAAUCUUAUCCAAAAGUGUCUCACACCUGAACCAGAGCUACGUCCCAGUCUAGAUCAGUUUCUGAUAGAUGACUUCUUCACUUCCGGUUACAUGCCACAGACGUUGCCAUCCUCAUGCUGCAAUGCCGUCCCAAAGUUUCCAGUGUACACAAAAUUUAACAGACCAAAAUCCUAUGCUGUUCCAGAUAAACAAGACCCGAUAGAAAGAGUCACAUCACCUUUUAGAAAAGUGGAAAUCACUGCAAGAUCCGACAAAAGUGAUAAAACAUCCGAGGGAAGUGAUAGAGGAUCUCCAGCUGCUUUCCCUCCAAUCAAAUCACCAAUCAGGGAACUUGUCUCAGAAAGGUCGAAUAGAUCUGAUAGGUCCGAUUCGCCUCCGCAACGAGAUCUUUCUCCAAAACCUCGGACUGCCGCUAAUUUGCUGGACGUUCUCCACACAUGCCUUGAACACAUGCCAAAAGAUGUGACAAGCAAUCCCGUUGCCGUAGGAGAUUUCACCAUCACUUGGGUGACAAAAUGGGUUGAUUAUUCCAAUAAAUACGGUUUUGGGUUUCAACUUUCAAACGAUGCCAUUGGCGUGCUCUUCAACGAUACGUCACGUAUUGUGAUGUCACCGGACGGAAGAGCCAUCCAGUAUUUUGACAUGACUGGAAAACUGUCAACAUUCACUGUCGAUUGUGUGCCAGAGGAGCUCGAGAAGAAAACCACACUGCUAUUGUACUUUGCUAGGUACAUGGACGAGCACCUAAUACAGGGCGGUAAUGUGGAGACAUCCAGAGACUCGGAUGACUAUGUGUGGGGUGGAACUGCUUACCUCAAAAAAUGGUUCCGCACCGGAAAAGCUAUCGUGUUGUACCUCAGUGACGGCACCCUACAGGUGAACUUCUUCGACGAUCACACAAAGAUCAUCAUGAGCUACAUGAAGAAUGACUACUUCGUGACUUACAUUGACGAGGACAGGACUGCCAGUACUUACCCCAUGGUCCACAUCAUCCAAGAUGGCUGCCGUAGAGACAUUGUGGAGCGUAUGGCGUUUGCCAAGUCCAUGUUGAAAAAUCUGGUGGACAUAGAAGGCGCCGAUAUUUAAAUGUGAUAUAACACACAGUAUUUAUUCAGUGCAAGCAAGCGUCCGACAUCACCCAUGUGUCUUUCUUUUUUCAUCCGUGACGUCAAAGCCGGCCCUGAAAUGCCUGUCAGGCAACUAGACGUCCAUGUGACAUAAAAAUUGUGAUAUAACAUGUAUUCCCAGUUGUUUAAGCAUUGAUUUACUUUGCUUGUGCUUAUGGAAUAUUACCUCUCUUUCGAAUGCCCAUUGAAAAGAAUGUGGGAAUAUUGUGUAGACAUGUCAGAAUUGGUGGAGUUACUGGUGACAAUCCAAGUCUUUCAUUAUUUGUGCCGACACUUCAACAGGGACAGAUGAUCAAGUCUGUCAUUUUGUUGUCGAAAUUACAAUGAUCUCUAAGAGUUACAAACAUCUUAUUAUCGAAAGAUAUGAGUGAAAAAUGUAAUCGUGGUAGUCCACAAAAUAUUUUGGAUUGAAAUGAUGUGUAUCAAACAGUUUCUUUUAAUUGGAAUACCAGUAUCACAAUGAUAUGUUCCUGCACGUUGUGAUUGUGUAUAAAAUCGUUCAGAGAUUGUGACGAUUUUGUAUUUUUGUCGAGGAGAUAUGUGACUAUUUACUGCUUUUUCCUGCCAGUACUCCUUUGCGGUUGUGUUAACCGUGACUUUGACUCAUGCUCAUAACAGCAUCACAGUGCUCCAAUUCCCAUGCAAUUUCGUUUAAAGGGAAGUCCACAUGUAUUACGUAAUUAUUUAAUUUGUUUUGAUCUCAUUUGCCAAAUCAAAAAAAUGAGUUUUAGCAGUGAAAACAAAAAAUAAACACGUUGCAAUAUUUUAAUCAAGUAAACAAUACGUUUGGCCAUACUGUCUCCUCUAACUAUAAACGUAUGUCUAACAUAUCAAAGGAAGGUCGUGUGAUAUCGAUCCGUAUUUCCGUUUCCGGUAAGGUGUCACUCAGUCUCAGACCCUUACUGGAAUGGAGGCAUCGGACAAAUUACUUGUUCAAAUAAUGAAUGGUGUAUACGAGAUAGAUGGGGUAUUUUUCGUACAAGGACCAAACUGUCCAUUGGUAUUCUGACAGAGUAUAUUGAAAACUUUUUCCAUUUGUGAUAAUUUUGUUGGGAAAAUUUGCUAGUCAAAAAUUUACUUGAAAAAGAAUCAUUCCAACAGUUGAUGGUGAAGGAAUUUGAUAAGCUUUUUACAUCUGUUCAGUUUUAUUCUGGCAUGCAUUUGGCAUUCUGCUUUCGAGCUUGUAUACAGUGUAUGUUUCAUAAGUGCUUGUUGUGUGAACAUGAUUUACACGUGUAUUGUAUUAACCUGAGUUAGGUUAAAGAUCACGUGUUGUAUCCACUGAAGGACCAUAAUUAUAAAUGAUCUCAUUAAUAUGCAAAAUGGUAGGUUUAUGUACAAAGGUAUGUUAGAGAUGUGACCAUUUAAUGCAUUUUAGAGGUGAAAGAGUGGCGAGGAUAGGAAUUGAAUCACAGAAUCGCUAUAAUUACUGUACCGAGGCUACCAAGUCGAAAAAAAGAGAAUUUGUUGAUGAUUUUGUUGAUGACAUUGUUGAUGGUGAAUAUUAUAUUUGUUGAUUAGUGAUUGAUAUUAAUUGAGAAUUGUGAAUGUAUAUGGUUUAAUGGAUCUAUUCUGUGACAAUUAGCAAGGUCAAGGUAAUAACCUUCACUGACCUUCCAUCAGCUGCAAAUGUAUUGUUGUGUCAUAGUAUACAAGACUGUUUAAGACAGAGUGUCAUAGUAUGUAAGGGUGUAGAAGACAGUGUGUCAUAUUGUGUAAGGCUGUAUAAACAGUAUGAAGAAUUGAAUGACUGAAGAUCGCAGAAAUAUGAAUACGUAGAUAUAAAUCUGCCUCCUUAGGUAAAUGUGUAGUAGUUAUCAUGUAAUCUACUGAGCCAUGAAUUCGCGUUAGAUUAUGAUAUGUAUCUGCACAUGUGAUAUGCUGGGAUGUAAUUGAGAGUUUAGGAUCGUUUGCUGAAUGAAUGAAAUAAAGUGAGUGUGUGUAUGUGUGGAAUCUAAUGUACACGUUUCACUUCCUUAAGUGUGAUUAAAUGCAUUUGUUACAAGAGUAGAAAUUCCAAUAUUUUGUAAAUUAUGAUUGAAGAGAAUGUAGUCAUUAUCUGUCCAGUGUGACUGACCUAUGUUUGCCUCUUUUUGCAAUAAAUACGAAAAGUCUACGAAA
Messenger RNA from Pecten maximus, 4740 nucleotides. Its product is annotated as serine/threonine-protein kinase PLK1-like. The transcript is spliced from 14 exons. Bases 608 to 2578 code for a protein of 656 amino acids. Gene Ontology annotation, molecular function: protein binding; protein serine/threonine kinase activity; ATP binding. NCBI's taxonomy places the organism in Eukaryota, Metazoa, Mollusca, Bivalvia, Pectinida, Pectinidae. Gene Ontology annotation, cellular component: cytoplasm; centrosome; spindle pole. Gene Ontology annotation, biological process: protein phosphorylation; mitotic cell cycle; regulation of cytokinesis. The record is from RefSeq and is a predicted model, not a curated record.